AUGAAAGCCUUCAUCGUUUAUUGCGCUUUGGUAGCCUGUGUAGCUGCUAGCGAUUUGAAACGAGACAAGCGUGGCUAUCUGAGUGGUGGUCACUCACUUGGUGGUUACAGCGGUGGAUACAGCAGUGGUGGUUACAGCGGUGGUGGUUACAGCAGUGGUGGUUACAGCAGUGGUGGUUACAGUAGUGGUGGUCUUGGCGGAUAUGGCGGAUAUGGCGGAUACUCUUCAGGUAAAAUUGUCUCCGUCAAUAAAGUCGUGAAUGUCCAACGUGUAGUCGAAGAACCUCAGAUUGUGAGUGUGCGCAAAGUAGUUUCGGUGCCUCAAGUUGUGACAGUGAAAAAGCUGGUGGCCGGUCCAAGCUACAGCAGUGGCAUCAGCUCUGGCUAUGGGUCGGGCUCUGGCCACGGAUGGAGUUCCGGCUCCGGCUCCUCCGGUUGGUGG
This is a messenger RNA of Brenthis ino (lesser marbled fritillary), 441 nucleotides long. Lineage: Eukaryota; Metazoa; Arthropoda; Insecta; Lepidoptera; Nymphalidae. The record is from the annotation of a GenBank genome assembly.